AUGUAUUCCCCCAAAGUCGGCGACAGGGUCGAUACCCUCGACACACCAUCCAUGAUUGCAGACCUCGAUCUUGUCGAGGCCAACAUCAAAAAACUGAUGGACAAGCUGUUACCAACUGGCCUCGACAUCCGCCCUCAUCUGAAAACAACAAAGAGCGCGAUCCUAGCCGGCAAGAUGGUCAAAGCGGGGGCGAAGGGAGGCUGCGUGGCCAAAGUGAGCGAGGCUGAAGUCAUCGCCGCGGCCGGAUUCGACGACCUGUUUAUCACCUGCGAGAUCAUCGGCCCCGCAAAAGUACAAAGGCUGGUAGAACUGUACCGCAGACACCGCAAGAUCAGGAUAGUUGUUGACAGCGAAGCUGGCGCAACGGCUAUUGACAAGGCUUUGGCCGCAGCCGGUAUCGACGAGCCAAUUUCGGUUUUGAUUGAUCUCGAUGUUGGGCUUCAUCGCACCGGUGUUCUGCCAGGUGACGCAGCUAUGACCCUAGCACAACAUGUGCAGGGUCUGAAGCAUUUGAAACUGAUCGGGCUCCACGGGUAUGAGGGUCAUUUGCAGCAUUUGCAUGAUAAAGAAGAUCGCAAGAGUCAAUGUCUGCAGUCUAUGGAGGCUCUCACGAACACUGCGGACGUUCUACGGAAGGCAGGCUUCAACAUUGAGGUGGUCACUACAGGAGGAACUGGAACGGCCGAAUUCUGCGCCACAGUACCGGGUGUGACUGAGCUUCAGCCUGGAUCGUUCAUUUUCAUGGAUACAGAUUACCGAAAUGCAGUGGGCACAUUCUAUUCCAACAGUCUUACGAUUCUGUCAACUGUGCUGAGCAAACAGGGCCCUCAGUCGGUCACAAUCGACAGUGGAUUGAAAUCGUUGACGACGGAUAGUGGCUUGGCAGAGUGCAAGGACCCGAGGUACACUUAUGGUGUUCUUGGUGACGAGCAUGGCUCACUCAGUUGGGAGGAGGGUACCCCAGCGCUUUCGGUUGGCGAUCGCGUUGAGAUGGUACCGAGUCACAUUGACCCUACGGUAAACUUGCAUGAUUUCUAUUACGCCCAUCGAGGGGGCGUCAUUGAGGAAAUCUGGCCUGUUGACUCGAGAGGCAAGGUCCAAUAG
Messenger RNA from Penicillium samsonianum, 1104 nucleotides. Its product is annotated as DSD1 family PLP-dependent enzyme. Gene Ontology annotation, biological process: D-serine catabolic process. NCBI's taxonomy places the organism in Eukaryota, Fungi, Ascomycota, Eurotiomycetes, Eurotiales, Aspergillaceae. Gene Ontology annotation, molecular function: D-serine ammonia-lyase activity. The record is from RefSeq and is a predicted model, not a curated record. The coding region runs from base 1 to 1104 and encodes 367 amino acids. The transcript has a single exon.